Molecule: messenger RNA, 1107 nt
Organism: Camarhynchus parvulus
Lineage: Eukaryota; Metazoa; Chordata; Aves; Passeriformes; Thraupidae
Gene: PROCR
Product: protein C receptor
Exons: 5
Coding region: 193-864 (223 amino acids)
Biological process (GO): negative regulation of coagulation
Molecular function (GO): signaling receptor activity
Source: RefSeq, a predicted model, not a curated record
CCGCUUAACAUCCCCGGGCCAGCUCCAGCGGCGGGGCCAGCAGCGCGAACCCACAGCGGUGCCGGGGCUGGACUGCGAGCCGGGACAGCAGCGGGGCCACCAGCGUGUCCCCAGCGCGGUGCCAGGGCUGAGCUCCGAGCCGGGACAGCAGCGUGUCCCCAGCGUGUCCCCAACGCGGUUCCCGUCCCCACGAUGCUGCGGCUGCUGCUGCUCGGAGGGAUCCUGGGCUGCGGGGCUGAGCAGGCAGCUCCGCUCGCCUUCACCAUGCUCCAGCUGACCCGCGUCUACAAGGGCAAUUCCAUGUUCCGGGGGAACGCCAGCCUGAAUGGGCAGCUCAGCCAUGUCCUGGAAGGGAAUAAUGUCACCCAGGUGAUCCCGCUGGAGUCCCCGGACGCCUGGGCCCGGCGGCAGGAGGAGGUGAUCACCUACCUGGGGAACUUCAGGCAGCUGGUGAUGCUCUUCAACAAGGAGAGACCCACCGAUUUCACCCAUCACCUGUGCUGCCACCUCGGCUGCCGCCUCUACCCCAACGGCACAGCCCAGAGCUUUUACGAGGUGACCCUCAACAGGACGGCGUUCCUGAGCUUCCAUGUCCCCAGCGCCACCUGGGAGCGGCUCUGGCCCGGAGAGCUCCCGGUGGCCGCCUUCGCCCAGCAGCAGCUGAUGAAAUACCCCAUAACCACCCAGGACCUGCAGUAUUUCCUCAACACCACCUGUGUCAGCCUCCUGCAGGCUCAGAGCGCCAGGACAGGAAGAGUCAGCGGCCGAUCGCGCACUCCGCUGGUGCUGGGGCUGGUCCUGGGCAGCCUCGGCCUGCUGGGCAUGGCCCUGGCCAUCUUCCUGUGCACGGGAGGGAGCUGCUAGCGUGGGCAGCUGUCCCAUGUCACCCCAUGGACACAGGGGAUGGACCUGUCAUCUCCCCGUGCAGCCACCACCACCUUGUGGGGGCAGGGGACAGACCCAUCAUCACCCUGGGGAGUCAGGGAUGGAUCCAUCAUCUUCCCAAGGAUCCAGCAACUCUCCAUGGAUCCAUCAUCUCCCUGCAGAGUCAGGGAUGGAUCCAUCAUCUUCCCAAGGAUCCAGCAACUCUCCAUGGAUCCAUCAUCU